Symbiodinium natans is the source of this 2292-nucleotide messenger RNA. The record is from the annotation of a GenBank genome assembly. Lineage: Eukaryota; Dinophyceae; Suessiales; Symbiodiniaceae.
AUGUGGCAGCUUCCAAGAAGAACGUCACGGAGAAGAACCAAUACUACGGCCUCGCCAUUGCCUUCACGGUGCUGGCGGGCGCUUAUGGCGCUCAACCCUGCCGUGGCACUGGGCAUCGACGUGUCCAGCGCUGGUGUGGGCUUCGGCUGGUGCGUGCCCUACGUCCUCUUCGAGCUUCUGGGAUCCGCCAUGGCUGCAGCACUCUUCAAGGUGGUUCGCCCUGAAGACUUCGGAGGCGAGAAGAGCCAGAUGACCGAGUUGGCCAGCGAGUUCCUGGGUACCUACAUGCUGGUUCUCACGGUGGGCUUGAAUGUUCUGGGCAGCUCCAAGGCUGCCGCCUUCUCCAUCGCGGCGAGCCUGACCUCGAUGAUCUACGCCCUUGGGGACGUCUCCGGUGCCCACUUCAACCCGGCGGUCACGAUGGCCAUCUUCGCCUCCGGCCGCUGCCCGGAGCUGACCCCGGCCAAAGCCGGCACCUACGCCGGCGUGCAGGUCGCGGGAGGCGUGGCCGCGGCCCUCACCUACGCCUUCAUCUACCAGGGCAAGACCUUCGGCUUGGGGCCCGUGGGCACCAGCACCUGGGCGGCCGUCUCCGUGGCGGAGAUCGUCUUCACCUUCGUCCUGUGCUACGUGGUGCUGGCCGUGGCCGUGUCGCCCCAGACCAAGGCCUCCCACCUCUUCGGCCUGGCCAUCGGCUCCUGUGUGACUGUGGGUGGGUUCGCCAUCGGGGGCAUCUCGGGUGGCUCCCUGAACCCGGCCGUGUCGUUUGGCAUCGCUGCGGCCAACAUUCUUAAUGGAGGACUCUUCUUCAAGGCCCUCAUCUACACGGUCCUGGAGCUUGUUGGAGGAGUGGCCGCUGCUGGCAUCUUCAAGUUCACCCACGAGGUUUUGGCCCGAGUAUACCCCCGUCCAGAUUCCAAUCCCUUCAAAGCAGCCAUGGCGUUGCGUGCUGCCCUCGUCGCGAUGUUGCCGGCCGUGGUGGCGGCCGAGAAGUAUGCUGUCAUUGCUGCAGGGUCAGCAGGUUUCAUGAACUAUCGCCACCAAGCAGACGCUUGCCAUGCCUACCAGAUCAUGUUGCAGAGCGGGGUGCCCGCAGACAACAUCAUCUUGAUGAUGCAGGACGACGUGGCCAACAGUUCCGAGAACCCUUUCCCGGGGCAGCUGUUCAACAAGCCGGGCGAGAACCCACCGGAUGUCUACAAGGGCUGCAAGGUGGACUACUCCGGUGACAUCGUGACUGGCCAGCUGUUCAUGGACGUGCUGACCGGUAACACGGAGGGCGCCAAGGGCAAGGUGCUGAAGAGCGGAGCCAGCGACACCGUGUUCGUGAAUUUUGUGGACCACGGCGGCCCAGGCAUCAUCGCCUUCCCCAACGGCCCGGUGCUUACCGUGAAGCAGCUCUCUAAGACACUGAAGACCAUGCAGAGCAAGAAGAUGUUCAAGCAGAUGGUGUUCUACAUGGAAGCCUGCGAGAGUGGCUCCAUGUUCCCGGAUCUCGAGAAGGACGGAAAGAUCCUGGCGGUGAGCGCGUCCAACGCUGACGAAUCUUCCUGGGGAACCUACUGCGGUGAUGCGGCCAUGGUGAAGGGCAAGAACGUGGGGUCCUGCUUAGGCGACCUCUUCUCCGUGAACUGGAUGCAGGACGACGAUGCUGGCAAGUUCAAAUCCGAGACCUUCCGCAGCCAAAUCUCUAAGGUGACGAAGUUGACCAACAAGAGCCACGUGUGCAGUUUCGGCGACGAGUCGUUUGAGGAUGAGACCAUUGGCAGCGUGGAGACGGCCAGCAGCCUCUCCGCGAGCCCGUCCGAUACGGCCCAGGGUGCUGUGGACGCGCGGGACGUCUACCUCACUCAGGCCAUGUGGGCCUGGCAGCAUGCGACGGACAAGGAGUCGAAGCAGAAGGCUUGGACGCGCGUGACUGGCAUCAUGAAGGACAGGGAGGCCGAUGAGGCCCUCUUCGCUGGCCUUGCUGCGGCUGCUUGCGCGGACGUGAACCCAGAGCGUUUGGUCCAAUGCCAGCACAAGUUCUUGCACGAGCGUAUGGAGAUGACCCACAUGGACUGCCACCACGAGUUGGCGCUUGCAGUGUAUGAGCAUUGCCCGGCCUCGGAGUACCACCACUCUGCCGGCGGAUGGAACGGCUUCAACAUGAAGUUUGCCCGGGUGCUCCUGAACAUCUGCGAGGGUCAGGAAGCCCUUGGAAAGUCGACGGAGCAACUCGUGCACCUUGUCCAGGAGCACUGCACCAAGGCCUCGCGUGACCGCGCCGCUGAGAUGCAGAUCCUUGUGUAA